Messenger RNA from Ochotona curzoniae (black-lipped pika), 1089 nucleotides. RefSeq names its product COMM domain-containing protein 8-like. The annotation marks the transcript as partial. The record is from RefSeq and is a predicted model, not a curated record. Lineage: Eukaryota; Metazoa; Chordata; Mammalia; Lagomorpha; Ochotonidae. The transcript has 2 exons.
AGACCCUUUUACUAUUUUCUGAUUAUUCUUUUCCCUAAAUUUACACAGCUUGCACUUUCUAGUGACAAGAUUGCUACACUACAAAUGCCAUUAUUAAACCUACAUCUAGAUGUCAAAGAAAAUGGUGAAGUAAAACCAUACACUAUUGAAAUGAGUAAAGAAGAACUCCAGAAUCUGAUAACUUCCUUGGAAGCAGCUAAUAAGGUGGUCCUGCAGUUGAAGUAACUGGAAGUGUCGAAGACCCACGCUGAGCAGAGUACGCUGCUGCCCCUCUCACGGCAGAGAGGUUCCUGUGUGCUUGUUCAGCAGCCCUUGUGUUGUAUUGACCUGUCCACCAAGCUGAGCACACAGCAGUGUUGGCGAUUUCAAAGAGAAAGAACAAGAAAUUACGUGGUUGACAGGAAGAGCAUCACAUGAAAGAUGAAAAAGCCAUAGUAGCAGUUUAUAUUUUCAUGUUUGUUUUGCCUCAGUUAUUAAGUAUUUGAAAAUAAAAUCUUUGUAUAUAUAUAAUUUUAUUGAAAACAAAAAGUAGGCUCUAAAGUGAUGUAAGAGUACAAAGCACAAAUAUACUUGAAUAUUGCUUAAAGAAUUAUGUGAAUAGCAAGGACACGUGUUAUGAAUAUAUACUUAAUUUGUGAUAUUUAAAAACAACUUUCUUGAAGAAUGUAUAAGCCGCAAUUGUAACUCAGGACAUUCCAUAUCUUUCUUGUAUUUCAAAGGAAAGAUAAUCAAGUGUAAUGUUUCUUAAGAUAAAAAUUCUUUGUCAGAUAUGAUUAGGAGAAAGCAAAUUGGUGUGCAAGACUUUGAGUUUUGGAAUUAUUUAAGCUAAAAUCUAGAACAAAGAGAAUGGAACAGCAUCGUUACAUAUGCAUCAGUGUGUCAGGUUAGAUGUUUAUGAUCUAAUAAGAGGAAUAGAUGUCUGCAUAGUAUAUUCAAAUAUCAGACAAAAGUAAGCUCUGUUUUUGUUAUAGACUCUUAAUAUUGAAUUUAACUCUUUUGAAUAUUAACAAAUUCAUUGGAAAGCAAACUUUUUAACCUCAUUUAACUUUGAUGACAAACAUUCUGAAAAAAUAAAAAGUUUUAUUUUUA